Molecule: messenger RNA, 2168 nt
Organism: Petromyzon marinus (sea lamprey)
Lineage: Eukaryota; Metazoa; Chordata; Hyperoartia; Petromyzontiformes; Petromyzontidae
Gene: C45H5orf22
Product: chromosome 45 C5orf22 homolog
Source: RefSeq, a predicted model, not a curated record
CGGCCAUUUUGGUUCGGGAAACGAGAAGCCAUCUUUGGCGAGGGAGCAACAACCAUUGCGCGAGCUCCGGUGACGACGCGCGUCCAAUGGGGCGGGAACUUGGCUCCCCGAGGUUACAAGGACGGGGGGGGGACUCUCGUUAAGGGCGCACGACCCCUUGCAAUUCCAUUGGGAUUGUCGGCAGACAUCUUCACUCCGGUCACCCCCCCACCCCCGCCGCUCUCCCUACGCAACAUGGCCGCCCACUCAGGGCGUCCCCAUUGACGUCCAGACAGAGGCGAUGGCCGGGCCGGGGUUGAGGGCGUACGCGGCUCUGCCCGUGUGGGUGGUGGAGGAGCACAACGAUGUCCUGCCUCACAUAUACCGGGCCAUGGGCUCCCGGCACCUGCCUAUGGAGGGCCUCACCCUGCUGCAUGUGGACGCGCACCCCGACCUGCUGCUGCCCGUGUCCCUCCCUGCACGCACCGUCCAUGACCCCCACACACUGUUCAGCGAGCUGAGCAUCGAGAACUGGGUGCUGCCUGCGGUGUUUGCGGGCCAUGUGGCGCGCGUUGUGUGGGUGAGGCCGCCCUGGGCUCGCACGAUGCGUGAAGGCCGACACAACUUCUGCGUCGGGAGGGACCCGGACAACGGCACCAUCAGGGUGAGUAGCACUGAGAGCUACUUCCUGAGCGACGCUCUCUACCUGCCGGAGGGCCAGCUGGAGGACGCUAAGCCGGUGGCGCUGGAGGUGGUCACCCUCCCGCUGAAUGCCGACGAUGCUGGCACCAGCACCGAUGUCCCGGCUGGCAGGAAGCGGCGACUUGAGCUGGAGGAGACAGAGUCAGCCGCACCCCCCAAGGCGGCGCUCGUGGAGCCUGGGGUGGCGCAAGGUCAGGCCGCAUCAUCCGUCAAUUAUCCGGAGCCUCGCUCACGGCGAGAGGAGGCGAGUGGGGCACAUGUGGAGGCAGGACCAUCAGCUGAUAGAACAUCACCUGGUCAGCAGGCAUCAACUGACAAAACAUCAUACAGGCGGGAAAGGAAACCUGGUCAACCAACAUCAUCCAAACAGUUAACAUCACCUGGGCAGCAAAUGUCAUGUGACAAAACAUCACAGAAACAGCAAGCAACACCUGGACGACAAUCAGAACCUGGCCAUCCGACAUUUCCUGAACAGGAAACGUCACAUGAGCCUGCAACAUCACCUGCACAGGAAAUAUCACCAGUUGAACUUAGAAGAUCACCAAAGCCUGAAACAUCCACUGCAGAGAAAGACCCGUCACCCACUGAAGAGACGUCACCCGCAGAUCGACAUUUGUUGCCCGAGGGGGCCCCAGCAGGGCCAACGAGAGGGCCUGUUUCACCGGGGGUGACCACCGCAGUGAACGGCCCCCGUGGCCAGGAGUCGUGUGAUGCGGAUGGCGCGGGGCACCGGUGGCGCGGGGGUGUGCGCGCUGUGGCUUUGAGGCUGCUGAAGGCGUGCCCUGGCGACGGUGCCACCCUAAUCCUCGACAUCGACCUCGACUUCUUCUCCGUGAAGAAUCCGUUCCGCGACAUAUACUCGCAGGCGGAGCUGGCGCUGCUACACGACCUCUACGCGUUUUCCCGGCCGGACACGGACACGGAGGAGGCUCUGGUGAGUGCCGUGAGACGGCGUCAGCAGCACCUGGAGGAGCUGGAGCUGGCAUUUGUGGAGCUGAGCCGAGACGAUGGCCCCGAGAGCCUGGAGGUGCUCGACAACGACCCACGGUGGACGUCGCUGGUCAAGCUUGUGAAAAGUCUAAAGAGCAGGCUGAAGGAGCGGCCUGACUACGAGAUGGUGCACCAGGCGGGCCUGACGUGCGACGACCAGGAGCUGCCGCAUCACGUGAGCUCGCAGCCAGAGCUCAACGCCCUGCUGCUCGGUCUGAGGGAUGCGCUGUGCGUGCUGCCACCCCCCACCAUCGUCACCAUGGCACGGUCCAGCCUGGACGACUACUGUCCCCCAGACCAGGUUGAGGAGAUACAGGAGCGCGUGCUGGAGAUGCUGGAGGAUCUGUACGGGGACCUGGAGGUGCACAUGGAGUAUUAGAAGACGGGGCGCACGGUGACAAGUGGAGGGACUUGUGGAGACGCGUUGAGACAUUUGCGGAGACUUUGCCCUCCACGCUAGAUUUUGUUUGUUUACAAUAAAAAAAAGCAAAUUUUGA